Molecule: messenger RNA, 4246 nt
Organism: Hippoglossus stenolepis (Pacific halibut)
Lineage: Eukaryota; Metazoa; Chordata; Actinopteri; Pleuronectiformes; Pleuronectidae
Gene: igfn1.4
Product: immunoglobulin like and fibronectin type III domain containing 1, tandem duplicate 4
Exons: 24
Coding region: 215-3952 (1245 amino acids)
Molecular function (GO): protein binding
Source: RefSeq, a predicted model, not a curated record
CCCUUUCUUGGCAGGCACCAAGUCUGACGACGUGGGUGCUUGUCGCGGGGUCAUUGGCAUUCCAGUAAGGGUUUAAUAGGCUUGUAGAGCAUCGGAGGCAACACUCGAAUAUCACACCGGGAAGCCGUCCACUGAAGAGGAUCACAGGAGAACCGAGUUGGAGAAAUCUCUCCGAAGAAAUCUCUAAAUCAAUCUUGAAAUCAAAGGAGCCGGGAUGUUUAGAAAAGCCAAGCUGAUGGAUGGGACCGCAUCUGGCCAAGCGGGGUUCAAGAAAAAAUCUCGAGUCCCCGGCGUGAUGAUUACACAGUUUAUUGAGACCCUGCCAGAAGGAAAGAGCCACCCAGACUUCACCCGCAAGCCAAUUGCUUUGACCAUCCAAGAGGGGAAAUUUGCCUUUUUCAAAGCCAUUGUCACCGGAGACCCGGAGCCAACUGUCACAUGGGGCCGAAACAAUGGAGAUGUGUCUGAUACUUCAAGAUACCAGACCAAAUACGAUGCCAAUUCCAAUGAGCAUACAUUUGAGAUGCCAAAUGUCAUGCCGGAUCAAGCUGACAUCUACAAAUGCUUUACCAAAAAUGAAUAUGGACAAGCCACGGUCACGGUCGUACUGAAUGUUAUUGAGGUUGGUUUCAAGAAGAACCAGCAACAAACAGCAGAAGUUACUGAAGAAAACUUUAAGAAUGUGCUAAAGAGGAGAAGUAAGAUCCGUCCCAAGUCUGAGCAACUUGAGAAAAAAGACGGGGAGAAUGAUCCGAAGUUUUGGGAGCUCUUAAUCAGCGCUGAUAAGAAAGAUUACGAGAGAAUCUGUGCAGAGUUUGGAAUCACUGACUUCCGAUGUAUGCUCAAGAAACUGAAUGCAAUGAAGAAGGAGAGGGAGGAAGAACAAGCUCAGUUCAUCAAGGAACUGUGUAACCUGAGGCCUAUUCAAGUCAAUGCAGAUGGUUCCGCAUCCUUUGAGGUCGACAUGGAUCUUAUUGACGCGAGCAGCCACAUCUUCCUUUACAAGGAUGGUGUAAUGGUUCCAUAUACAAAGGAGUUGGGAGACAAGAUAAAGCACAGCCUCAAGAAAGUGGGGAGAAAGUAUGUUUUCAGUAUGAGGGACCUUAUGCCAGAAGAUGCUGGACUGUACCAGUUGGAUGUAGAGGAUGUGAAUAUAUUUUCUACUGAAUUUAAAAUCCCCAUGGUGGAGUUCCUGGUGAAACUUGAGGAAGUGAAGGCAAAGGAGAGAGAAGAUGCCGUGUUCGAGUGUGUCCUGUCAAACCCCUUCGCCAAGAUUCUGUGGUUUGGCAAGAAUAUGCCACUGGAACAAGGGGACAAGCACGAUAUCGAGGUUUCAGAGGACAAGCUCAUUCACAGACUGGUGGUCAAAGACUGCAUGGUGGUGGACAAAGGAAUUUACUCAGCCUGCGCAGGAAUAAAAUCCUGUAACGCAUGGCUUGUUGUUGAGGCUGACAAAGAUGCUCCAAAGGGGAAAAAAGCAGCAAGGAAAACCACGAGGGCUGGAGGAGCUGGAGUGGACCUGCAGAAAGUGGCCCAAGAACAACAAGUUAAACUAGUGAAAGAAAGAGAAGAAAGAAAGGAACAGAUUCAAGCUGCUAAAGAAGUGGCCGCUGCUGCGCCUCCACCUGAAGCUCCUCCAGCUCCUCCAGCUCCUGCAGCUCCUGCAGCUCCUACAGCUCCUGGAGCUCCUGCAGCUCCUGCAGCUCCUGCAGCUCCUGCAGCUCCUGCCGCUCCUGCAGCUUCUGCCGCUCCUGCAGCUCCUGCAGCUCAGGCACAAAAAGAUCCCGAACCAGUGAGCGAGCCGGCAGUGGUGACAUCGGCUCCACCAGUUGUGGGGGAAGUGAUCACAGAUGAACCACCGACAGCAGCGGGGGAUUUGGUAGAAGAGCCCGUCUUCACCUGUGGACUCUCGGAUAACUACCUUCUUCGUGGAAAGACAGCGAAAUUACCUGUGAAGAUGAACAUGGAGCGUGAUGGUUCCUGGUUCAAAGAUGGAGAGCAGUUAAACUCAGGUGCCGGGGUCAGCAUAACCAAAGAAGGAACCUCUCACAUGCUGACAAUUAAAAGCUGCACAGAUGACGACUCUGGACUUUAUCGCUUUGUGUCAGGGGAGCAGAGUACACAAGGAAAGGUUACUGUAGGAGAUGUACCGGAAUUUGACCCGGACGACCUUCACAAGUUCGCCAAACCUGUGAUAGUAAGAGUGGGGCAGAAUGCUGCUUUCAAGAUGCCCUACACUCCUCAGGAAUCUCUGAUGGUCAGUUGGUUUAAGGAUGGCACCGAGAUCAAAGAUGGGGGAGGAGUUAAGAUCUUGAAGGAGCCCAAUCACAGCCGCCUGCUCCUCAGAGACUGCCUGCGGACAGAUGCAGGCGAAAUAAAAAUACAGCUCAAAAACCCAUUUGGAGUUGUGGAGGCCACAUCUCAGCUUAUCGUGCUUGAUCGCCCAGGCCCACCAGAGGGUCCAGUGGAGACCGUCGAAACCACCUCAUCUGUGAUCGAGAUCAAAUGGAACCCUCCAAAGGACGACGGCGGCUCGGCUGUCACCAACUAUAUCAUCGAACGACAGCAGACAGGACAGAGUCUGUGGAUGAAACUUGGGGAUGUUUUAGCUGACAGGACCUCCUUCAGAGACAGGAAUGUGACUCAUGGAAAGAAAUACAACUACCGUAUCCACGCAGAGAACCCUGAGGGCCUCAGUGAUGCCCUGGAGACAGCUGACAGCAUUAUGGCUGGCAUAAUGAUACUCUCUGGUCCACCCGGUGCUCCCAACUUGGUGAGUGCCUCUAAGACGUGUAUCAAUUUGACGUGGACCCCUCCAGAGGACGACAGAGGGGUACCGAUCAUCGGUUAUCAAGUAGAGAAGCGAAAGAAAGACACAAAUGAGUGGAUGGCCCUGAAUGCACUCAACGAACCUAUCAAAGAUGCUAAGUUCGCUGUUAAAGAUGUUACGGAGGGAGCGGAGUAUGAGUUCAGGGUUGCGGCAAUCAACGAGUCAGGAUCUGGAGAUCUAAGCCCUCCUUCUGCAAUGGUGUGUGCAAAGAAUCCCAACAUGAGACCUUGCUUCAAAGAUCCAGAGGACUUCAUUGUCGUCAGAGCAGGAAAUUCUGCCCGGGUCAAAAUCUGCUAUGAGGCUGAGCCUCCACCUCAGAUCACUUGGGUGAAGGAGGAUGAGCCAUUAUCCCAGUGGAUCGAUAUCAUUAAUACAGAGGGAAUGUCUCAGCUUGUCAUUCCCUCAUCGAAGCGGUCAGAUUCAGCCAUCUACACUAUCACAGCCAAAAACUCUGUGGGCGAGGCUUCGUUUGACGUUGAGGUUAGAGUCGCAGAUGAACCCAAGACUCCAGGACCGGUGGAGUUGGAGCAGACGGUCCACGGCAAAGUGGUGGUAUCGUGGGCGCCCUCUCCCGACCAGGAGCUCGACAACCGCCUGUACUAUGUGGUAUCUCAACAUGACUCCAACAGCAGAGUGUGGAGGACUAUGGCAGACCGCCUCAGCGCUAACACAUACACAGCCAACAACAUCCUUCCCGGGAUAGAGUAUCACUUCCAGAUCUACGCCAAGAACGACGUUGGCCUCUCAGAUCCGUCUCAGUCACCAACAUGGGGCGCCAACAGCAACAGAGUUAAUGUAAGUUCGAAAGGAUUUAAUUCUAAGGACAUUUCCUUUGAGAGGUCACCAUCCAUCCUGGUUCCUCUCAAAGUCCACGCUCCACCUAAAGGUUAUCAGCUGUACAUGACAUGCGCUGUCCGGGGAAGUCCUACACCCUCGGUAUCCUGGUUCCUGAACGACGUGUGCAUCAACUCAGACAAAAACUACUACAUCACCAACUCAUUCGGAGUGUGCUCCAUGUAUAUCCUCCGAGUGCGGCCAAUAGACAGUGGUGAAUAUAAGGUGGUUGCGGUCAACUCUUUGGGAAAGGCAGAGUGUUCCACUAAACUUGUUGUUAGAGAUUAAAAUGGCAAAAAAGUUUUAAGCAACUUUUCCUCCGACUGAGAUUCUGGAAAGUAAGAAAAUUGAAUGUUUUACUGCAAAGACUGCAUUGAAAGCCGGUGAUACAUAUUGAGCAGGUAAAAGCAGAUCAAAUGAUUUAAAAUGAUCUAAUGAUCAUUUUAAAUCAUGAUGAAUACAUUUUUUUUUUUUUUUAAAUGCAAAUGAAUCGUAAUUGUUACUGUAGUUAAUUGUUUAGUAAAUAAUUGAGACAUCUGUCAAAUAUAUGAGCUUCUAACAACAAUAAAUCAAACAAACUGA